Molecule: messenger RNA, 1569 nt
Organism: Amaranthus tricolor (Joseph's coat)
Lineage: Eukaryota; Viridiplantae; Streptophyta; Magnoliopsida; Caryophyllales; Amaranthaceae
Product: cysteine-rich receptor-like protein kinase 10
Exons: 7
Coding region: 1-1569 (522 amino acids)
Biological process (GO): protein phosphorylation
Molecular function (GO): ATP binding; protein kinase activity
Source: RefSeq, a predicted model, not a curated record
AUGAAAGCCUAUCCAUAUGAAUAUGACACAACUAUAAAAAUCCUAAAAAAAUUCUCCAAUGUUCUUAUGAUCCUAAGCUUCCUUCUAUUGACUCUAUUUCAUAGAGGAAAAUCAGAUGAUCCGAACUUCGUUAGCUUCAAAUGCCCUAAUGAGGCCUACUCUUACACUACAGGCAGCUCGUUCGAAGAAAAUCUGAACGGCACGCUUUUCACCCACCUCGUUGCCAAUGCCUCUCGAAUUCCCUUCUCGACCUACACGACAGGACUAGGAAUCGAUCAAGUAUAUGCACUGUACUACUGCAGGGGCGACAUUAGUAUCAAUUCCUGUCAUGAUUGUGUACAGUUCGCCUCUCAGAAAAUUCUUCAAGCUUGCUAUCAUCUCAAAGACGGAAUUGUUUGGUACGAGGAAUGUACCUUGCGUUAUGCCAACUACUCGAUCUUCUCGUUUACUGAUGACGAUGCCAAGCUUAACUAUCCGAAUUAUACCCAAACCUCGGUUUAUAGUGACUAUCUUGAUCAGUACCAGAACAGGUUCGAUAGUGUGAUGAGAGGACUCAUUGAUCAGGCAGUGAACAACACAAGCCUUUUCGCUACACGAAAAGUCAACCUCUCAUCUGCGUUGACCUUAACGGGGCUAGCUCAAUGUGCUCCUGUUAUAAGUAGUGCACCUUGUGAGAGAUGCCUUACAGCAGCGUUCCGACAGUUGAAUCUUUGGGCUAAUAAUAUAAUGUUUCUUCCGACUUGUUUUGUUGGUUUUGAGAUAGAUGGAUCGCCCCCUUCGCCCCCUUCUCCCGAUUCUUCAUCAUUUCCAGUGCGCUAUAAGAUCCUCAUUGCAGUGCUAGCUGUUGUGGUAGCUAUAUCACUUCUUGCCGGAGUAUUGUAUUGGAGGCGAUGUUCACAAGGGGAUCGAAAUCUAUCAUAUGAUGAAGAACUAAACUAUCAACUCGAUGUGCUUAAUGAACACGAAGCAUCGAUCGAAGACAAUCUAGAGGCAAACGAAAGGCGAAGGCAGCAUGGAUUGAUCAAAUUUACCUAUUGUCAGUUGGAGGGUAUGACUAGAGGAUUCGUAAGAAAAAUAGGGGAAGGCGGCUAUGCAGAAGUCUACCAUGGUCGCUUAUCAGAUGACCAAAGUGAAGUUGCAAUCAAGGUGUUCUCCAAAAAUGAUUCCCCGAAGCAAUUUAGCACGGAGAUUGAAGUGUUGGGAAGGAUUUCUCAUAAGAACUUGGUUUCUCUAAUUGGAUAUUGUGAAGAAGGAACCAAUUUGGCGCUUAUAUAUGAGUACAUGGCCAAGGGAGAUCUAAAAGCUCUUCUCUCAGAACAUCCGGAUGAUUUGAGCUGGAAGAAACGAAUCGAAAUAGCAAUCGACACAGCUCAAGGAUUGGAUUACUUGCAUCAUGGUUGCAGCCCACCUAUAGUUCACAGAGAUGUGAAGACGGCUAAUAUAUUGCUAAACGAAGAUUUUCGAGCAAAAGUAGCUGAUUUUGGUUUUUCGAAAAUAUUCCCAGCUGAAUGCGUUUCGAAUUUACAAACAAGGGUCAUCGGAACACUAGGUUAUCUUGAUCCUCAGUAA